This is a messenger RNA of Tripterygium wilfordii, 2219 nucleotides long. Its product is annotated as ALA-interacting subunit 1-like. NCBI's taxonomy places the organism in Eukaryota, Viridiplantae, Streptophyta, Magnoliopsida, Celastrales, Celastraceae. The transcript is spliced from 6 exons. The coding region runs from base 101 to 856 and encodes 251 amino acids. The record is from RefSeq and is a predicted model, not a curated record. Gene Ontology annotation, cellular component: plasma membrane; Golgi apparatus; endoplasmic reticulum.
AGUCCCAUCUCCCACUCCCAACCCAACCAAUUUUAUUUUAUUUUUUCCAAGUAGUUCCAUUUUUGUCUCAGUUACGCUGGAGCCUGCAGUGAUCAUUGACAUGAAAGCCAACGAAGCGACGGGCGGUGGCGGUGGCGGUGGCGCUAAUGGUGCCAAUUCAGAACCGUCCUCGGCGGCCAAAAAGAAUUCCAAAAGACCCAAAUAUUCAAAGUUCACGCAGCAAGAACUUCCUGCCUGCAAACCAAUUCUAACUCCAGGAUGGGUCGUUGCAACAUUUAUCAUCAUUGGCUGUGUUUUCAUCCCUAUCAGUCUUGUCUCCUUGUUUGCAUCAGAGCGCGUGGUGGAAAUUGUGGACUGGUAUGAUGAAACGUGCAUUCCUGGCAAAUAUAGUCGUGAUCACGUUGCCUAUAUCCAAAGCGGUGAAACCAACAAGACCUGUACCAGGAUUGUGACUGUCCCUAAGGAUAUGAAAGGUCCUGUUUUUGUUUAUUAUCAGAUAGAGAACUUCUAUCAGAACCAUCGACGUAGGACUUUGUUGAGCCGUUACAUCCCAUGCAUUCCCAUGCAUAUUAUUCUGCACAACGUGAAGAGCUUCUUGCUGACGGAUGAUGCGGUUGGUCGUUUGGCUGGUAUGAAGAAGCUGAAGGUUGAGAAGUUGGUUUGGUGGAUUCCCCCAGCAGACGAUUGGGAACAUAAAUGUCAAACCAUUGAGAACAUAAAUGUCCAAAUCUUGAUAAUGUUCUUGCUAGGCCUUCUGAGGGCAAAAAUCUUCUCUUACUCCCUUCCCUAUCUACCAAAACAAGUAGCAAAAACCAUGAGAUUCUUAACAAUUUUGGGUUGGAUACUUGAAUCGUAAAUCUCACAAAAAACUUACAAGGGUUGCAACUUGUUUUUAUGACCAUGAGUGACCCUGGCCUCCACCGAUAUCUCUACCACCACCACGGUUCUUCCCUAACCUGUUUUACCCCAAAAGCCUCCCACCAUAUAAUUCACGAAUAAUGUCCACAAUCCACACAAUGCAGUGAGUAAAUCUUAAUCAACUCCAAGAAGAUAUGGCAAUGUAAAGCAGCAAAUCAUUAAAAGUGAGAACAUUUCUCAAUACCCGGAACCGGAAAAGUGCACAAACGGCAGCAUAGAUCACUGGUAGAAUGAUAACUCAGACACAUAUAAGCGAGUAAAAACCAAAACAAACUAAACAUCAAUGAUAAUUACGGGUAUGCUGAGUAGCUUUCGAAAUCCACAGAAAAAUUCAGCUCAAAAAAUUCAAAUACGGAAGGAUAAAAAAAAGGGCGAUCCAGUUGCAAUUAAUCGAACCCUUGGAUCAUAAAUUAUGAGAAACCAAGUAAUUCGUUAAGCAGUGAAAUUUCAAUGUUCUCCUGCCUCUGUCUCUUAAAAAAGGCAAUGAAUUAAAAGGAUGGAGACCGUACAUACAAGAAGCAACAACAGAUCGGACUGGUUUGAGCCAAAUCGAUCUUCUUUCUUCAACUUCUUCUUCCUCUUCGUUUCUUUUCCCGGGUCAUGACCUCCUGAGAAACCUGAAAUAACUGCUUGGGUCAGAUUCGGGUUACAAAUACAAAAGCCGCGGCGAUUUUACAUGGGCUUAUCGGCCCGCGAGCCACCUAGCCCAAAAGGCCCAUACAAUAUGCAUCGAUUAAGGUUUGGGUUUUCGGUUGAAUUUUUUUGUGUGAUGAGAUCCGCAGUCACUAUCGUUUUUUGGUGUGUAUUGGAAAAACUCAAAUGGGACCUGUGCUCUAGCUUUGAAACUAUGCAUACGUAACAAACUCAUAUAUAUAAUUCAUGUGUGAGCUGAUGACUCCGGGAUAGGAUUAAACUAUGGUAGUAGAGCAUGACUAGUAUGCACUUUACCAUCAAACCAACACCAUCAUUUUUUUUUUUUUUGAAAAAAAGGUGAUAGACCUAUUAUAUUAGAUUACCCAAUAAAUUGAAUAACUGAGACUCGUAGGCACUCGCAGCUACCAUAAAGGUGGAAUACAACGUAAGGACUAAAAAAACAAUAACAAAGUAAUAAAACACAAACACUAAAUCGGAAAUCGUCAGACAUUGUUGGAUGACACUGGAUUACACCAAAGAUCACCGAACCACUGUCCAACGAGUCGACUCCACUGAUCGAAGCCGGGUAACAAAAAACUAAACAAAAACAAACACAUAAAUUACAACUUGGAUCUACUCUAUGGAUCCUAACUUCCUUUGCAACAAGA